Messenger RNA from Epinephelus fuscoguttatus (brown-marbled grouper), 1173 nucleotides. RefSeq names its product GINS complex subunit 3 (gene gins3). The record is from RefSeq and is a predicted model, not a curated record. The transcript is spliced from 3 exons. Lineage: Eukaryota; Metazoa; Chordata; Actinopteri; Perciformes; Serranidae. Gene Ontology annotation, biological process: mitotic DNA replication initiation. Gene Ontology annotation, cellular component: GINS complex. The coding region runs from base 118 to 783 and encodes 221 amino acids.
CCUGGCGCCAAAACCGUGAAGCGGAAGAGUUGUAAACAACACAGGAAAGAAAAACAGGAGACGUUUCUGCUCGAUAAUUCAAGAAAUAGAUUUCGUAAAGACUCAUUCAGGUACAAAAUGGAUACACAGUCAUAUCAGCCUGUACAGGCUGGGGUGGGGAUGGAAGAGAAUUUUUUGUCUCUGGACGAUAUUUUGUUGUCUCAUGAGAGACUUCCCAUCCGGACUGAGUGCCGUUUUCCCCGGCUGGGGUUUCUGGAGAAGUCCAGUGACACGCAAGACAUACUGGAGGUCGGUGAAGUUACUGGAGACAAUGUCAUGGGUACAAAGAUGGAGCUUCCUCUGUGGCUCUCAAAGGGUUUGUAUGAGAGGAAGAGGAGAGUGUUGACAAUCGAGCUUCCAAAGGUGUACAGAGAGGGCUGGAGGACUGUGUUCAAUGCCGACCCCAACGUGGUGGACCUGCACAAGAUGGGACCCUACUACUAUGGCCUGGGGUCCCAGAUGCUGCACUUUGACAACCCAGAGAACCCUGAGAUUGCACAAACGCUGCUGCAGACAUUCAUCGGUCGCUUCAGAAGGAACAUGGACUCCUCCCAGAAUGCCUACAACGAGGACACCUCUGCGCUGGUAGAGCGUCUGGACUGCCUGGAGAGGGUGCUGUUCACAUCAGGGCAGAGUGGCCUCAACGGUUUCCAGAGCUGGGAGAAGGGCCAGGCCUCACAACUCACCGCCUCCAGUCUUGUUCUCAACUACCGCAAGAGAAAGAUUGCGGAUGUACAGCCCUGACCUUGACCUACAGUUUAAGGAGAGAGAUGCUGUUCAGAAAAGAGUCAGUAAUUCAGAGCAAAACGGCAACACUGACUUUUGCUAUCAUUUCCAUUUCCACUCACAAAUCCACCCUCUUCCUCUUAGCCAUGCUCUCCAUGACGGGAUGAUCACUAUUUGUAGACUGUAUGUUAUUUAUUUUUGUCAUGUUGUAUGAGCAUCACGUGUUCCUGACAAUUUGACAGUGUGUUUAUGGUCACUAGAUGUUUCACCACUAAUGCUGAAACCAUUGAUUAAUAACUUGAUUUCUGAUUGAUUUAUGAAUAUGAAUAGUUGGUUGUUCAAAUUUUGAUUGUUGAUGAAUUGUUUUAACUAGGGCUGUCAAUAGAUUAAAUAAACUAAUGAAUCUCG